AGUGAUUAGGGACACGCUGUGGAUUUACAACUUUGUUGUUUCGAAUGGGUUAACGUUAAAUAUUACUUCUAAAUAAUACUUAGAUUGAAAGAAGACUUUGGUUGUUUCAAAGUACCACACUUGUAAUUGUCGGUAACUACUACGCCGACAACAUUUAGCUUUUAACCCAGUAAGCUAACAGAUCAGCAGCAGGGUGAAAUGGCCGCUGCGGAGAGCGGAGCUGGGUUCAACCAGAAACGAAACUCACAAGAUUCACAGCAGCCAUCUCCUUUGGCCUUGUUAGCUGCAACAUGCAGUAGACUUGACAACCCUGGUGAAAAUGAUUCUGCUGAUGAACAGCAAAACCAACAGCAACAACUUGAUAUGAAUGCAGAUGUUUUUACGUCCAACGCUAACGGUUGGCAAGUUAUUCCUCUGAGUGUUCAGGCCUCUUCAGGUUCCAACACUGUUACCACUGACUCUGUGGUUGGAGAUUCGGGCAAGAGCAGGCAGGGUCUCUCCUCCUCAAUCGCUGUUAGCACUCAGGCACAGCCAGCUCAGCAGCAACAGUAUGUGGUGGCACAGGCUCCAUCAGUGCAGGGUCAGCAGAUCCUCACCACAUUAUCAGGGGUUAUGCCUAACAUUCAGUACCAGGUAAUUCCACAAUUUCAGACUGUAGAUGGCCAGCCACUGCAGUUCACACAGGCUCAGCAGGAUCCUGCUGUAUCUGCAGCCACUGCAGGAGCACCACAGUUUCAGAUUGUGUCGUCUCCUAAUGGACAACAGAUUAUAGCUGCAACCAACAGAGCUGGAGGAGCUGGGAACAUCAUAACAAUGCCCAGCCUGAUUCAGGGAGCUAUCCCAAUACAAAACAUUAGCUUGGGCAACAGUGUUUUACAAAAUCAAGCUCAAUUCUUGGCAAAUAUGCCAGUGUCCUUGAAUGGAAACAUUACCAUCUUGCCUGUUAGUGCUGGGACAACUGGGGGUGGGGAUGUCAAUAGUGGAGGAGAUGCAGAGGGAAAUCAACUUAUGCAGCAACAGACACAACAGUCUGUAUCUAACAGCAGUGCAUUUAUGACCAGUGCCUCCACAGCUACUACACAAACCACCUCUGCUUUUGGAAUAACACAGAACACCAAUGCAUUUCAGCAGAAUGCAGCUUCUCUUGGUGUGGCCAUUCAGACCGAAAAUAGAGAAGGACAGCAACCUCAACAGAUUGUAAUUCAGCCCCAGCAGGUUAUCCAAGGUGCAACAUCUCUUCAGACCAUCCAAGCUAGUGCAGUACCCAAUGCAACUAACCCGGUGUUUGCUACACCCACACUUACCCAGGAAGGACUUCAAAACCUUCAAAUUAUGCCAAACACAGGCCCCAUCCUGCUACGCACUGUUGGCCCUAACGGGCAGGUGAGCUGGCAGACCAUUCAAAUUCAAAGUCCUACAGGAGCACAGAUCACAUUGGCUCCAGUGCAGUCCAUCCCCCAGCUGGGCCAGACCCAGGCAUCUGCUUCAACGGCAGCCGGAGUAUCGGUAAAUGCAGUCCAAAUCCCAGGCAUUCAAACCAUAAAUCUCAACUCACUUGGAAACUCGGGGCUGCAGAUGCACCAACUACAAAGUCUCCCUCUCACCAUUGCAAGUCAGCCAGGUGAGCAGUCAUUGCACCCAAGUGGAGAUGUUCUGAAUGACAGCACUGUUGUGGAUGAAGUAGAUUCUCCACCACAAGGCCGACGCAACAGAAGAGAAGCUUGUACCUGCCCUUUUUGCAAAGAUGGAGACAGCCGGGACCCAUCUAAAAAGAAGCAACAUAUUUGUCACAUUGUGGGGUGUGGCAAGAUCUAUGGCAAGACCUCUCACUUAAGAGCUCACCUCCGCUGGCACACGGGAGAGCGGCCUUUUGCCUGCAGCUGGUCAUUCUGUGGCAAACGCUUCACGCGCUCCGAUGAGCUUCAGCGUCACAGAAGAACACACACAGGUGAAAAAAGGUUUGCUUGCCCAGAGUGUCCAAAACGCUUCAUGCGUAGUGACCACUUGUCAAAGCACAUCAAGACCCACUUAAAUAAGAAAAUUCCCUCUAGCAGCUCGGCAGUCUCUGAGUCUACAGAUGCAGCGUCUCCUGCAGCAGGUUCUGAGGCGGGCUCUGGAGCUGUGACAGCAGGGGACCACACUAUCGUCACCAUGGAGACUCUGUCCGCUGAGAGCAUAGCGCGAUUAGCCAGCAAUGGCAUCAAUAUGAUUAAUCUGCACCAGCUUAAUGGAAACAGCUACUGAGACUGUUAAGACAAAAGUUGGACAUAAGGGUGAAUCCUUGGAAAUGUCAAAUCUUGACAGCAAUGCAACACUGACAUUCAUUUUAUGGACACUGCUUUUGACUGUGGUUUCUCAGUCUUUUAAAUCUAUAGCAUCCAUUUAGGCAAGUGAGCCAGAAACAAAUCAGUUUGCCAUGUAAUCUUCAGUGGGCAUGUGCUCUGCAUGAAGAUUAUACAUGGAAUUGGACAAACUGGCUAAUUUAUACAAAAACCUGUCUCCACAAACAUUACACAGUAAUUCAUGCUCGCUUUAAAAGAAUUGCAUCUUUCCCAAGAGGUUUUUCAUGCUUAAACUGUAAUUUAAAUGUGACAUAUUGGACUGAACACACAGUAGGGGCUGAAAUUUAUCUUUCAUAUUAAAUCAGGAAACAAAAUUAACGUCUCAACUAAAUCAAGACCACAAUGUGUUGUGUUGCAUUCGGGUAACUCAAGUGAACUUUUUUGUAGGUACCAUCUUAAGCCAUCUUACUUUCCUAUGUUUCUGAUAGCCCAGCUAUUUAGAUUUUUGUAUAUUUUUUGCUCAUGUAAAAAUGCUAUCUUAGGCAUGGUCAUUUUACAGAAAAUAUUACAUAUGAUUUGCCUUUGUUGAAUGAAUUUAACUGCACAAUCA
Messenger RNA from Boleophthalmus pectinirostris (great blue-spotted mudskipper), 2892 nucleotides. It is a transcript of the gene sp1, whose product is annotated as sp1 transcription factor. NCBI's taxonomy places the organism in Eukaryota, Metazoa, Chordata, Actinopteri, Gobiiformes, Gobiidae. The transcript is spliced from 6 exons. Gene Ontology annotation, biological process: regulation of transcription by RNA polymerase II. The record is from RefSeq and is a predicted model, not a curated record. Bases 199 to 2244 code for a protein of 681 amino acids. Gene Ontology annotation, molecular function: DNA-binding transcription factor activity, RNA polymerase II-specific; RNA polymerase II cis-regulatory region sequence-specific DNA binding.